AUGCUUAAUUUUGAGGACUGGAAGUAUUUAUCAAUUAACGUUGAUAAAUACCAUAAAUCCUCUGGAUGCCUUAAAUAUUCCUCUGAUUCCACUAAUAAUAAUAAUGCAAACGAUCAUAAAAGUGAUAAAGAGGAUGAUUUUAAUGAUUAUUUAUUAAAUAAGCCCAAGUGGCCUCCUAAGGUCAAUAUCACUAACAAUAUUAAUGGUGUAAAAAGAGUUAGCAUGUGUAAGAGUGUAGAAUUACCAUAUUGCUCAUGUAUGGAUUCUGUUACAUCAAAACGAUAUAAUUCACAGUACAUCGCACUUAACGACAUGAGUUCAAAUUCUCACUCUGAUUAUAUUUAUCGCUCGAUUAGUUCUUGUGCAGUCUUAGUUAUAGGUGCAGGUGGUUUAGGCUCUCCUUUAUUACAAUAUCUCGCUUCAUCAGGGAUUGGGUUGAUAGGAAUAAUGGAUGGCGAUGUUGUGGAGUUAUCAAACUUACACAGACAAGUGAUACAUGAUGAGCGUAAUAUUGGUAUGAAUAAAGCUCUUUCUGCCAAAAACCGUAUUCUCUCAAUUAAUGAAUCUGUAACUAUACUAGAUAUUACUUAUGAUUUUUUCUUGAAUGUAAAAGAAGCUCAUGAAAUAAUACCGUUAUAUGACGUUAUCGUAGAUUGUUCAGAUAAUCCACAGACUAAGUAUCUAAUAAAUGAUGCAUGCUUGAUGUAUAAUAAACCGUUUGUAGUUGCUAGUUGCAUUAAAUCUCAAGGGCAACUCAUGGUGUUCUUGCCUCAGACCCUAACAAACGUCUGUGAAAAGGAUUCAGAUUUGAACGAAAAAAAUGAUAGAAUGGUUUCAAAAGUUGAUCGUGAUACAGAAUCAGGUUCAAUUGGCAGUAAACUAUCAGGGCCCUGUUUCAGAUGUAUAUGCCCAGAGGAGAAUAACCCAAGCAUAAGUUAUAUAAAAAACGCAUGUAGCUUAGCUGGAGUUUUAAGCUCAUUACCGGGAGUUUUAGGCACAAUACAGGCGACUGAAGUGAUAAAGAUAUGUGGUGGAUUAUUUGAUAGGUGUCUUUCCCCGGGGAGAAUGCUGAUCUACAACGGACAGAAUCCGUACAGCCCAUUUAAAACCGUAGAAUUAUCAAGGAAUCGCAAUUGUAGAAGUUGUGGAGGAGGUGAGAUAAAGUUGUACAUGGCACCCUCUGAGGAGUUAAAGUUUAACCUUGACCGCGAUUAUUUGUCUAUUAGUCCAAGUGAAUUCGUUAAUCUAUAUUUUAACCAACUAGGAAAAGAGUUUCCAAUAAGGAUAGCAGUUACUGACACAUCAAUAUCAGUGGAUGAGGCUGGAACUGAGUAUAGAAUUGCCGUAAUCGACGUUAGGCCUGAAUCACAUUAUUACAUUUCACAUUUAACUGGAUCGAUUAACUGGCCUGUUAACACUCUAAUUAACUGCAAUGAAACCUCAUUUAGUCAUACACUGUCACUACUAACCGGAAAUUGGAAAGAUCAGAAUGUUUUGCUCCUGGCAAUUUGUAGAAAAGGAAACUCUUCAAGAAUUGCCACUGAAUUCAUGAGAAAAUUUUUGAGUAAAACUGUUAGUUAUGGAAAAUUGGGUCAAGUUUUGUGUUAUUCAGUUGCAGGAGGAUUACAAUACUUAAUUCAACAUUUCCAACUACAAAUGCCGCAUACCUAA
Messenger RNA from Theileria annulata, 1671 nucleotides. RefSeq lists its product as uncharacterized. The coding region runs from base 1 to 1671 and encodes 556 amino acids. Lineage: Eukaryota; Apicomplexa; Aconoidasida; Piroplasmida; Theileriidae. The record is from RefSeq and is a predicted model, not a curated record. The transcript has 7 exons. Gene Ontology annotation, cellular component: cytoplasm. Gene Ontology annotation, molecular function: nucleotidyltransferase activity; URM1 activating enzyme activity; thiosulfate-cyanide sulfurtransferase activity.